Molecule: messenger RNA, 735 nt
Organism: Lichtheimia ornata
Lineage: Eukaryota; Fungi; Mucoromycota; Mucoromycetes; Mucorales; Lichtheimiaceae
Exons: 5
Coding region: 1-735 (244 amino acids)
Biological process (GO): carboxylic acid metabolic process
Molecular function (GO): catalytic activity
Source: RefSeq, a predicted model, not a curated record
AUGACCAAUUUCGCAUUACUUGAAACCAUCCUCUAUACCCCCACACAAGGAUUCUACCUCCUUGAUUUACACAUUCGUCGUCUUUUGCGUUCAGCUGCUGAAUUCCACCGUCGCAACCCAUCGCUCUUCACCACGAUUCCUUCGCCUGAUGCCAUUCGAGAGUUUUUGCAAGAGAAUGUUCCCAAUGACGAUACGUUCAAGCGUGUACGUCUGCUAUUAGACGAGAAGCUCCAUGUCGAAUACACUGUACUUGAUCCAUCCGCUGCACGAGCGCCCGAUACAUUGGUGGAUGUUAUUGCUCAAGAGCCAACCUUGAAGGUGGUGCUCGAUUCACAACCAUUGGCCUGUUCAACCACAGAUCCUUUCCUCAGGAACAAGACAACGCAACGAGAUGCAUACAAUGAAGCCCGUCAGCGUGCUGGAUGUGGUACCGAGAAGGGUCCUUUUGAUGUCAUUUUGUGGAACAAGGAUCGUCAGGUGACCGAAUCAAGUAUUGCCAAUAUAGCCAUCCAAUCAUUGGGAGAAAAUGGUCAACACGUAUGGAGAACACCAUCGGUCGAGUGUGGGCUAUUGCCAGGCGUCUUUCGAGAAGCACUCUUAGCAAGUGGGGAAGUGGUUGAGGAUAUCAUUACAGUGGAUGAGCUUAUGCAGGCACAAAAGGACGGCCAACCCAUCGUGUGCUUUAAUUCGGUUCGCAAACUUUAUCGCGUACAAGUGAUGGAUGCCAGCGAAUAG